Molecule: messenger RNA, 1209 nt
Organism: Symbiodinium sp. CCMP2592
Lineage: Eukaryota; Dinophyceae; Suessiales; Symbiodiniaceae
Source: the annotation of a GenBank genome assembly
AUGUGGCGUGCAAUCGCCCUUGUCUUGCUUGGCCAGGGGAGAGCCGUCAAGCUAGCUGCGACACCCGUCUGCAAAGGCAGCCCGGUGCCUUCAGGCAAGUUGUGCAGCGACUUGACUGUGGAUGAGUGUGCCGGUUCGUACAUCAUCGAGUCGGACUCCACGUACAUGCAGUGUGGCGUCACGAGUGGUUACGUACAGUGCCUCACCCUUGGCCCCAUCUGUCACAAGCCCCGGGCCCCUCUGCCAGACGGCGGCCUUGAGUUCUACUUCGGCUCCUCUUUGGCCUCAGGGGUGGCGUCGGAUAGCAUCCUCGACAAGGGGAAGAGCUAUGGCAGUCAGAAGGCGAGCGGUAUGGAGUACGGCUGGCUGUGCAACGGAUCACCGAUCUCGGGCUACGACUUCGCAGGAGGCCGUCGAGGCCCGCCGAGGAGCACCUACGGCCUGAACCACUUUGACCGCAGCAACAAAUGCAAGUCUGGCAGCACCUACCUUCCCGUCACCUGGAAGCUCGAUGUGCCUGAUGGAAAGUACAAGGUGGAGGUGAUUUUCCCCGAGUCAACGACGCCAGGAUGCAAGGUGCAGGGCCUGAAGGUCUGCGGCAAAAAAGGCCCGUGCACCUACAACAAGGUCAUCCAAGUCACUGGUGGCCUGAAGGUCACCGGCUACGGGCAUGACUCCUGGAAGUGCCACUCCCUGAGCAAGGUGAAGGUGACCAAGGCCCCUGCGUUCCCCGCAGCCGGGAUGGAGUUCUACUACGGAUCGUCGCUUCCCAGUGGCGUUGCAUCUGGGAGCAUCCUUGACAAGGGCAAGAGCUAUGGUGCAAAGACUGCUGGCGGUUUCGACUAUGGCUGGCUGUGCAACGGAUCACCGAUCUCGGGCUACGACUUCGCAGGAGGCCGUCGAGGCCCGCCGCGGAGCACUUACGGCCUGAACCACUUUGACCGCAGCAACAAAUGCAAGUCUGGCAGCACCUACCUUCCCGUCACCUGGAAGCUCGAUGUGCCUGAUGGAAAGUACAAGGUGGAGGUGAUUUUCCCCGAGUCAACGACGCCAGGAUGCAAGGUGCAGGGCCUGAAGGUCUGCGGCAAAAAAGGCCCGUGCACCUACAACAAGGUCAUCCAGGUCACUGGUGGCCUGAAGGUCACCGGCUACGGGCAUGACUCCUGGAAGUGCCACUCCCUGAGCAAGGUGAAGGUGACGCCCGCAUAA